AUGGAACUUGACCCCAACGGAGACUACGAUCUCACAACCCAAAUCACUUCCACAUCUGGAUUUCGCCAAGGUCUGACAUCCUAUGGAGAUGCUCAUUUCUCCCUCUUUCUCCGCAAAGUCUUUAUUAAGGCACUCGGAUAUUCAGAAGAUGCCCUUUCACGUCCCAUCGUGGGCAUUAUCAACACUUUCUCGGGGUUCAAUCCCUGCCAUGCCAACGUGCCACAGCUCAUUGAAGCUGCUAAGCGCGGCGUACAACUCAAUGGAGGACUGGCAAUAGAAUUCCCUACCAUCAGUGUGGCCGAAUCAUUCUCGCAUCCAACCAGCAUGUUCUUGCGGAAUCUUAUGAGCAUGGAUACGGAGGAGAUGAUACGGGCACAGCCGUUGGAUGCUUGUAUAAUGAUCGGAGGCUGUGAUAAAACCGUCCCUGCUCAGUUGAUGGGUGGCAUCUCUGCCAAUAAACCAAUCCUACCACUUAUCACCGGUCCAAUGCUGCCAGGGAACCACCGUGGUCAGCGUAUUGGAGCAUGUACUGAUUGCCGAAACAACUGGGCGGCUUUUCGAGCGAGUGAGAUUGACGUCGAGGAAAUUUUGGCCAUUAAUGAAGAACUUGCUCCAACGAUAGGGACAUGUGGUGUCAUGGGAACUGCUAGUACGAUGGCUUGUGUGACUGCUGCGUUGGGAAUGAUGCCGCUUCGGGGCGCAACUGCACCAGCAGUAUCCUCCGCGAGAUUGCGAAUUGCCGAGGAGACUGGCGCAAAUGCAGUUGUGAUUGCAAAGUCUAAGAGAAAGCCACAAGAAAUCUUGACGAAAGAAUCGUUCUGGAAUGCCAUCACAGUGCUCCAGGCUAUCGGGGGUUCGACAAAUGCCGUUGUUCAUCUGUUGGCUAUUGCGAAUAGGCAUCCAGAAUUGCAGGGAGUCAUCACUUUAGAUACUGUUGAGAAGAUUGGCCGCAGAACUCCACUAUUGAUUGAUCUCAAGCCGAGUGGAGAUAACUAUAUGAAUGAUUUCCACAAUGCAGGAGGCAUGAUGACGCUGUUGCAGGUGCUUCGCCCCCUGCUCCAUUUAUCUGCUAUGACAAUUACUGGACAAACUUUGGGUGAAGUUCUCGAUACGUCCCACUCCAAGCGACUUUCCUUUGCGCAACAGAUUAUUCGGCCAAUGUUUGACCCUUUAUUUCCCGCGUCAUCUCUGGCUGUACUGCGUGGCAAUCUUGCCCCAGACGGAGCGGUAGUCAAAGCCUCGGCGUCAAAGUAUCGGCACUUACUAUCCCACACCGGACUAGCUGUAGUAUUCGAGAAUUCAGCCGACCUUGCUCGGCGGAUCGAUGAUCCAAACCUAGUCGUGACGAAGGAUAGUGUGCUGGUCCUGAAAAACAUUGGUCCGGUUGGAAAUCCAGGUAUGCCGGAGGCCGGCCUUAUACCAAUUCCAAAGAAGCUAGCAGAGGCAGGAGUUAAGGAUAUGUUACGGCUUUCAGAUGGUCGAAUGUCGGGGACCGCAGGCGGAACCAUUAUCCUCCAUAUUUCGCCAGAAGCUGCGCUACCGGAGUCACCAUUUGGCGUAGUGGAGACCGGUGACUUGAUUAUUUGUGAUGUUGAGACUAGGAAGUUGCACUUUGAAGUACCCGAGGCAGUAUUGCAGACUCGCAUUGAGAAACGCAGACAGAGUCUUGUAGGAGAGACGCUGAUAAGAAAGCAGAGGAGAGGCUACCGCGGGCUGUAUGAGCGAUCGGUGAAUCAAGCGCAAGAGGGAGCAGACUUUGAUUUCUUAACAGCCGGAGGUGCUAGCAAAUUAAGAUCGAACGAUGCUCCAGACUUGAUUAUUGCAAUUCGAUUGAAUUUUCUACGUCAGGCCUCGUUUGCAAUGAGUUUUGAUCCUAUUCGCCCACGGGGGCGCCCAGCUCACACACCCGGCACAACGAUACUGGCCUACACACCUGACGGAAAACGGAUCAUUACCGGUGGUUCCAACUCGGCAAUUCGUAUCUAUACGGUCGGCGAAGAUGGAGAACCCAAAACAAUCGACGAAGGUAUUGACGCGCAUUUCGGCAUUGGUGCAACGAAUAGGACUUUCAUCAUGGGUGCUGAGGAUGGAACAGUCUGGAAAUACGACAUUAUGUUGGGCAAGAUGCAAAGCCUGCUUGUACGAUGCGCUUUGCCGGUCAGGGACAUUGCAGUGACAAGAGACGGACAAUGGGUUGCAGUAGCAAGCGAUGAACUCACAGUCAAGAUCGUGAAAGUCGACGACAUGACGCAAGUCAAGUAUCUCCGGGAACAGUCCAAGGGAACGAAACAUGUCACAUUCGAUCCUAGUGGCCGAUAUGCGUCAGUAUCCGGAACGGAUGGAAUCCUCUAUAUAUACUCCAUGCACGAAGAGGAGCCGGAGCUAGUCCGCAAACUCGAUGGAGUGAUUCGACGACUAGACCCAGAUUCCGAGGCGACAUCGAGGGCAGUGUGGCAUCCCGAUGGUACUGCAUUUGCUUCUGCCGAAGCAACCAGAGAUAUCUCUAUCUACUCUACCUCCGAGUGGAAGAAAGAGAAAACAUUUGCUGGUGGACAUACUGGCGACAUUACGGCCUUGAGCUGGGCCCCGAACGGAUCUCUUCUGGCAUCCGCAGCGACAGAUGGAUAUAUUGUGCUCUGGGAAGCAAAGACACAAAAGAUUUUGCAGCGAUACGACUUUGGAAACGUCAUGAACUUAUCCUGGCACCCGACCAAGAACUCGCUUUCGUUCACAACCUCAGACGGAGAGCUUUUCAUCUACGAUAACUUUGUGCCGAAAAAUCACGAGUCUCUGUUACAGAAACCGCUGCAGGCUGCUCCUAUCUUGCCCGGACCUCUAGGUGAGAUCUCCAACAAUGUUGGGCGAACCACACUGGCAGACCGGUCCAAGGAGGCCAUUCAGCGAGCGGCGAGGAGAGGAACUCCAGACUCACUGGAUGAUAUCCUUGGUGAAAAUGAUCAGAUGAUGGAUUUUGUCGAGGAUGAUGAUGGGGCUGGCUAUGCCGAUGAGGAGCUAAAUCUGUAUGGCAAGCGGCCAAACGAUCAUCUUGAUGACCUUGGCGGCACUAGUAAUAAGCGCCUUUACUAUGGUUUUGAAAAGCCCAAGGCCCACCCGCCUCUUCAACCCGGUAGCACGCCUUGGGCUGGGAGUAGGAGAUAUCUCUGCCUAAACUUGACGGGAGCUGUCUGGACAGUGGACCAGGAGACACACCACACUGUUACUGUGGAAUUCUAUGAUCGAGAAGCCCAUCGAGACUUCCACUUCACUGAUCCAUAUAUGUACGACAAAGCUUGUCUGAAUGACAACGGAACACUUUUUGCCAAUAACCCUUCGGAUGGUAGUCCAGCCAUUAUCUUCUACCGACCGCAUGAGACGUGGACUGCGCGGGCGGACUGGCGGACUGAAUUGCCCGAAGGAGAACAAAUUCAAGCCCUGGCACUCAGUGAUUCAUAUAUUGUCGCUGUGACAUCAAAGGACUAUGUUCGGGUGUACACUCUCUUUGGAACUCCUUACAAGGUGUAUCGACAGAAGAGUCCAGCCGUGACUUGCGCGGCCUGGCGUGACUACAUUAUGAGUAUCGGAAACGGUCCUAUAGGCGUUGAUGGCCAUACGACCUUACGAUACACGGUGGAGAAUGUUAAACGCGACGAGAUUUGCCAGAACGAAGACAUUGUCGCGCUUCCGGAAGGGGCUUCGCUACAGAGUGUUUUCUUCUCCGAUAAUGGGGAUCCUUGUAUAUAUGACUCGACUGGCGUCCUACUAGUUCUGCAACACUGGCGCACAUCCGGCCAAGCCCGAUGGGUACCGCUCCUGGACACAAAGCAAUUGGCACGUCUCGCAGGAGGACGGAAAGAAGAAACAUACUGGCCAGUGGCUGUCGCACAAGACAAGUUCCACUGUAUCAUUCUCAAGGGUGGCGACAAGAGCCCUUACUUCCCGCGGCCGUUGCUCAGUGAAUUCGACUUCCAGAUCCCGGUUGCUAGCGCUAUUCCGAAAGAUUCUAGCGAAUCCGAAGAUACGGUAGCCGAGGGUGCCCGUUUCGAGGAAUCAUUCGUACGUGGAAACGUACUCUUGUCACUCUUCCGCGACCUUCUCUCCUCAACCAAUGCGACGGCAAGCCAGCGCUCUGACUUGGCGCGGAGGGAGCUCGACUUGGAUAAGAAUUUGCUGCAGAUGCUGGCCAUCGAAUGCAGGGAAGGCGAGGAACGUGGUAUGAAGGCGCUGGAGCUGGUUGCCUUGAUGACAGACCGCAACGGUAAGAUGCUGGAAGCGGCCGCUAAGAUUGCACAGCGUUAUGGACGUGGUGUUUUAGAGGACAAGAUCCGCGAUUUGGCUGAACAACGUGUCAUGGGAAUGGGAGACGAUGAUGAACUGGCUUAA
Molecule: messenger RNA, 4380 nt
Organism: Penicillium vulpinum
Lineage: Eukaryota; Fungi; Ascomycota; Eurotiomycetes; Eurotiales; Aspergillaceae
Product: Dihydroxy-acid/6-phosphogluconate dehydratase
Exons: 11
Coding region: 1-4380 (1459 amino acids)
Molecular function (GO): protein binding; hydro-lyase activity
Source: RefSeq, a predicted model, not a curated record